AUGUACCCAAACGAACUUCCUUCUACCCUAACACUCCUCUAUAAACCAUGGUCUUCUUGGUUUGGUAACCAUUCCAAUGGAAGAAGAAGAGGAAAAAGGUCUACCGAACGGAACACCUUUGAUACACUCACAGAAAACAGCUCAACAUAUGAUUCAGGAAUUGAAUCAACAAUAGGUGAUUCAGUAGCAGAAAGUUCAACAGUUCGAUCUGCUGCCAAAUACACAAGACAUUCUACCAGAGGGCAAGGAAGAACAAGAGCAGGAACAAAUAGGACGCCGCCGGAUCGUACAAAUGUAGGUUAUCAAAACAUGUAG
This is a messenger RNA of Plasmodium coatneyi, 315 nucleotides long. RefSeq lists its product as hypothetical. The record is from RefSeq and is a predicted model, not a curated record. The coding region runs from base 1 to 315 and encodes 104 amino acids. NCBI's taxonomy places the organism in Eukaryota, Apicomplexa, Aconoidasida, Haemosporida, Plasmodiidae. The transcript is spliced from 3 exons.